UCCUUCUGAAUUUUUCUUGUCCAGGCUACGACGAGCCCCACGCGACGCCACCGAGAGAGGAAAAGGGAGCAAAAGGUAGGGGAGGAGGAGGAAAAUAUCCUGCGCCAGUAGAGCGGACGCCGACGCCACCGCCCCCUGAAUAGAUUAGGCGCCGGAUAAUGGAGCGGGACGGACCGCGACGGGCGGAGGAGGUCGCCGCCGGCGGCGCGGGCGGGCGGUGGUAGCGCAACUGGUACGCUCGGCGAGCUUGAGCCUCUGGGGUGGGCCGGUACUACUGGCGACGGCACGGAUGGAGGAGGAGGCGUCCCCGGCAGAUCCAACAACCGCGUCGUCCUCCUGCGUCGUCUAAAGGCGCCGGCUGCUGCUUUUGUUCGUGCUGAUUCCGACGCGUUGGCUGGUGACAAGUGGCUGGGGGGUGCGUCCGUGUGGUUGGGUAUGGUGGGCGCCGGCGAGGGGGAUCGCGUUGGCGGUGGCGGCGGUGGCGCGGCGGUUGGGGGAGGGCAGCAGUUCGUGGACCGGAGCAAGGUGAGGAUUCUGCUCUGCGACAGCGACCCAAGCAGCUCCCGGGAGGUGCUCCGCCUCCUCUGCAACUGCUCCUACCAAGUGACUUGCGCCAAAUCUCCGAGGCAGGUGAUCAACGCCCUCAACUGCGAGGCUGGGGAGAUCGACAUCAUCUUGGCCGAGGUUGAUCUGCCCGUUUCCAAGUGCUUCAAGAUGCUCAAAUACAUCGCCAGGAACAAGGAACUGCGCCACAUCCCCAUCAUCAUGAUGUCCAACAGAGACGAGGUUUCUGUUGUUGUCAAGUGCUUGCGUCUUGGGGCAGCAGAGUACCUGGUCAAGCCGCUGCGCAUGAACGAGCUGCUAAACCUCUGGACCCAUGUGUGGCGGCGAAGACGGAUGCUUGGUUUGUCGGAGAAAAACUUCUUCAAUGACAAUUUCGAGUUGGCGUUAUCAGAACCUAGUGAUGCCAAUACCAAUAGCACCACUCUUCUCUCAGAUGACACAGAUGAUAAGCCAAAAGAAAACAUAAAUCAAGAAACAAUCACCUCGAAUCAACAUGAAUAUGAGUCUAAUCCUUCUGACGCUGAGCCUAAACAAAAAGACAACCCAGAUGAUUUGCCAAUCUGUACUGAAGGUGGUGAGCAAACUUCAUCCCCAGGAGUAAUGUUUUCACGUCCAAUAAAGACUAACUUGAGGGUUGCCGAGUCUUCUGCUUUUCUAGCUUAUGUUAAGUCAAGCACCCCAACCACCAGCUCAUUUGAUAGUGCACUACAAAGAGGUGGAAAUCGGUUAGACUCUUCAGAUCACAGGGCUAAUUUCACUAGUACAGCUGAUAGAAGUGACACUGGCACUGAUGUAAAUAUUCGGGAUAAAGAAGCCUUUGAGAUGCCUGUGCAAUACCCUGUGGUAUGCUUUUCGUCCUCUAACUUGCAUCUGGAGCGAAGCAAUGAAGGCCAAAAUGAUGCUUCAGGAACUCCUCCUGUAUAUCAUUUUCCAUUUUAUUAUCCAGGGAUGAUGGACCAUGGUAUGACACAUCCUCCUGUGCAAAAUUUUCAAGGGAAUAUAAACAGCGCUCAAGUGCAUACACCACCAACAUUGCUCCCUCAGUAUAAUGUUUAUCCCCAAUGUCAUGGUGUAUCUAUGAUGCCACCAUUUCAGUAUAACCCUGCUGGUAUGAGCAUGCCAUCAAGUCAUAUGCCAACACAAAAUAUGUGGCCACAAGUAUCAAGCACACCAAUGCCUGAGGAAACAUGUAGUCGGUCUGAACGGAGAGCUGCAGCACUUGCCAAAUUUAGGCUGAAAAGGAAGGAGCGCUGUUUUGACAAGAAGGUAAGGUAUGUGAAUCGGAAGAAACUUGCUGAAACAAGGCCAAGAGUGCGAGGGCAAUUUGUUAGACAGGCAAACUAUACAGAUAUAACUAGCACUGGAGAUGAUAACUCUGAAGAUGAAGAUGAUGAACCAUCCUCCAGGGAGAUAGAGAUGGUUUCUUCUCCAGAGUAGUGUAAAAGGUUUUGUUAUAUUUGAAAUAGAGUUCAGACGAUUAUUGCUCACUUUGCAACUCAGUAGAUCUAGGCAAUACAUUUCUUAUGCUUGAACUAGGCAACACAUCCAUUCACUCACACAAUACAUCCAUUGUGCCCCCAAGGAACUUGUGGCAUAUUCAUAACUGUUACUAAGGACAUUUUGGAGAAACUCAUCUUUGAAGGUGAGAUGCUAAUUAGUGAUGCACAGGCCAGUCCAGAUCGUAAUCA
Molecule: messenger RNA, 2252 nt
Organism: Oryza brachyantha (malo sina)
Lineage: Eukaryota; Viridiplantae; Streptophyta; Magnoliopsida; Poales; Poaceae
Product: two-component response regulator-like PRR1
Exons: 6
Coding region: 436-2001 (521 amino acids)
Biological process (GO): cytokinin-activated signaling pathway; phosphorelay signal transduction system
Molecular function (GO): protein binding
Source: RefSeq, a predicted model, not a curated record